This is a messenger RNA of Catharus ustulatus (Swainson's thrush), 4037 nucleotides long. Its product is annotated as transthyretin-like. Bases 293 to 736 code for a protein of 147 amino acids. Lineage: Eukaryota; Metazoa; Chordata; Aves; Passeriformes; Turdidae. The record is from RefSeq and is a predicted model, not a curated record. Gene Ontology annotation, molecular function: thyroid hormone binding. The transcript is spliced from 4 exons. Gene Ontology annotation, biological process: purine nucleobase metabolic process.
AUUCCUCAAUAAACAGAGAAAUUUAAAACAGAAUAGACAUUUCUUGCAAGAAAAUUGACACAGUAGUUGAACUAGGCAAUGUUCACAAUAUUUCCAUGGACAAGGAUAGAAAAUACUUAUUUUCAGAGACAAGCUUCAUGUUUGGAUAGGUUACUUAUUUUCUCAUUGUUUACUAAGUAAAUAGUAUGAAUCUACGUGUUGAAAGUCAUAGGGGUUUCAGAGGCCUUGAUAUAAAAAUCACAGCUUCCACCAGUUUCUGCUUGCUGACACAGACUUCCUAGUGGUAGGCAAAAUGGCUUUUCAUUCUGUAUUUCUGGUUUUCUUAGCUGGCCUGGCACUUCGCUCUGAAGCUGCACCACCGCACCCUUUUGAUCCCAAGUAUCCUCUUUUCGUAAAAGUUGUGGAUUCAGUCCGAGGAAGUCCAGCUUCAAACGUUCCAGUUAAAUUAUAUAAAGAAUCUGCAGAAGGAUCUUGGGAACUCUUAAGUUCAAAACAAACCAAUGACAAAGGAGGCCUUCCAGAGCUUACAACUAAAGAACAAUUUGUAGCAGGGUUAUACAAGCUUGAGUUUGAUACAGCCUCUUACUGGAAGAGUCUGGGCUUGAAUCCCUUCCACCACCAUGCUGAUGUGGUGUUCACAGCCAAUGAUGCUGGUAAUAGGCAUUACAAGAUUGUUGUUGUGCUUAGUCCUUUCUCUUAUUCAACUACAGCAGUUGUUAGUGAGCCAGUGGAAUAGAAGCUGACAUUAAGCAUGAAAAUUCAGUUGUGUAAAUUAAAAUUUUAAUAAAUGAUAAGAACUUGGUAUCUGACUGUAUUAACAGCUUUAGAUUUCAUAGUAAAUCACUAACAGUAAGUUUUUUAUUCACUUUGUUAACUUUAGGAAGAAAAUUUAUUGACUUCGUUUUCAAAUACUCUUCUGAAUACAAGUAUUCUGCAUUUCUGUAUUGUCAAUAUUGCCCUUCUGAGUAAAAGUUUAGGAUUUGAAAAAAACACAUGAACUUUCAGAAAAAAAAUGUAUUGAAAUUCCAUUAUGGGGACUCAAGAAUAAACCGAAAUCUUCCAUGAAGUUGAUAAACCAAAUUUCUUCUUGCAAAGGAAUUGAACAAAACACAUCUAUGAAAGGUGUCUCAUGAAAAGUAAGCAGACAGAAAAUACAAUCCACCACUACCAUCUCCUAUGUUUUAUUAAUGAAGCUCACAACAGAUGAUGUCUCAUGGGAUUACUUACUCAGGGCCCCACAUAAUUAUCAGACAAACUCACCUCUCAAUUCUGAUUUUGGAGACAUAGAAUUGAAAGCAGGUAAAGGUGACAGCAUUGUAGAACUGCAUUUAAAGAUGCUAAGCGCACUACACAUACUUAAAAUUCCUUCCUUCCUGUUUUCCAAUAUAUCAUAACUGGUGACACUUUCAAGGACAGACCAGAAGCCAGUGUUUCAGAAAAGUACAUUGCCCAAAUAUGCCUGAAGAAGCUUAUUCAUGUAUUUGCAGAAAAUUCUUCAAAUAUUGUCCCCAGUUAAAGUACUCCCCAGAAUUACUUGCAUACCUCAAACUAUCAGACACUUUUAUAGUAGCUGUAACAUGCAAAUAAAAAUAAGGAUAACUGAUGAAUCCUGAGAAAAUCACUUUCCUAUUUAAUGCCAGGAGAAAUGUGGAUUAAUCCUUCUAUUCCCAUUCUAGUAAUCCCUAUAUAGGAAAGAACCAUUAGGAGAUUCAACAGAAUAGCAACCCUGACUUGGAAAAGUGUGCAAGGUUGAGUCACUUAGCCUAAUAAAACCUAAAAAAAAAUUAAAAAGAUGCUGAAAGCCUAUAAACACACAGAAAGGGAAAACAUCCUGCUAGCCUAAGCAGCCUAAGCCUUGACCCCAUCACAGCCAAACCUGAUGCAUUUGGAUACGUGUGUCUUUUCUUUUUACUUUGGGGUACUGAGCAUUAGAAUAACGAGCAUUUUGUCUAGAAACAAAAAGUAAAAAUGAUAACUUUUCCACAGACUCUCAGAAUAAACAAACCAACACAAUCUUUAGAACAUUAUAUUUCAUAAAAGACAAUGAUAAAAAAGUACAAACAUUUUCAUGAACAACAAAAAAACCCAAAACUAUGAUAGUACACAGGAAAUUAAUUCCCAGCAUUUGCUUCAGUGCAUUUUUUUCAUUAAGCCUAUCUUACAUACCUCUACAAAUAAAAUAAUCUUAAGUACACUUCCACUUGCUGAUAUGCAAUGGAUCCUUUUAAUUUUUUAAAAUAGUUGGCUCAUUAGUAACCCACUACAACAAUUAGUAAACAUAACAAUAGAAAAAUAGAGUGGCAAGAUCCAAGAGAAAGGACAUUUUGCACUUGCUUUUCAAUACAAUGCCUAUUUGCAAAAUGGACUUUAUAUUUUUACAUACUCCUACUUAAAUUUGAAAUACAGAAAAUGGGCUUGAGAAUAACUUAGCAUAUUAACCAGAUUCUGCUCUUAAUAUUUCUGUAAUAUUUUCACUUGCUAAUCUGUAAGACCUUCAGAAUCUUGUAAAAUACUCCCUUCUUCUCCCUCCAUGUCACUCCUUGAAGACGUCUCUUAUUUGCCUAGUCAGCAAUGCAAAAGCCAAUGUGACUGGCUUCUCUCUACAUUUUACAAGAACCAUGAAAUUAUCAAAAGGAAUGUGCACAACACUUAGUUCUGCAUCGUAUUUAUUUUGUUUGAAGGCACUGUCUAUGUUAAAAUUCACUACAGAAGAGUACUGAGUUCAAGCAGGUAGUAUACAAACACUAUUUUGAUGUAAUUUAAGGUGGCAACUUCUAAAACUUCUCAACAAAAUGAUAAAAGGUAUUUAAACAAGAGUGUUGGUCAACAAUUCAUAAUUUAACAUCCAUCAUUUUGGGGCACCAAAAUGUAAACUUUUUAAGAACUCAGCUAUAUGUCACAAUCCAUUCACAUAUUGGUUUAAACACAUUUUUCUAGGACCAUACAUGAUCAAUCACUUAAAGCUGUAAAGUUAUAUUAGUCCAGCCACAGCAUAUGUGUAAUAUAAUAUGUAUAUAUGUAAGGAUAUAUACAUAUAUAUGCAUUAGAUUUUCUUUUUUAAUUGCACAUAAAUUUCACAGAAUGCCUAAGAGAUGGGCACAAAAGCAUGCUGCAGAAAACAGUACAGACCUAUGGUACCAAAAGAUAUUUCAUAAUCAUAGGUGUGAAAUUGUAGGUGAACCUGUACUGAAAACCAGAAAUCACUUCAAAAUUACAUGAGGGAUUAAAAAAUUUAUUCAACUGUUCCUAAAGGACUGUAUUAGCCUGCUAUGAAAUAAGACUAAUUGUAUUUGAAGAUAUAAUUGUUCGUACUGUGUAUUAUCUCUGCUUUCUCCAUAUGCUUCAGAAUGUUCUAUACACCCACUUAUAGAAAAAUCUAUCAGGAGGUGAGCAAAACACUUAAGCAUGCUUUUGAAGGGUGUUUUCAUCACUUUAUGCUUUUAGGUAUUUUUCAUUGUAUUACAUCAUUCCUAAAGCAUAUUAGAUUAACUGAUAGAUAUUAAGGUAAUUCCAGUAUGGCAUAAAAAAUCCCUUACAAUUGUUCUGAACUAUCAAAUUAAAUAAUAAUAUUUCUACUAAAUAUUUGGAUGCCUACAGCUAAGCUCAUAACAUUACUGAAGGAUGGCUAAGGGCAACAUUUUGCUGCUGGGAUGCCAAAGAAAUAACAAGUGUUUAUGGCAAACAAACUUAAAAUAUACAAAGCACCACAUUAUCUGAGGCAGUAAUUCAGGAAACCAACAUAUAGUAAUGACUCAAAGUUAGGAUUCUUUGUCAACACUCUUACAGAACACUCUAUGGAUAAAAAAUCCUUAUUAUAUAUACUGCUUUCCAUUCUUUAUGGGAGCAGAAGUCAGUCUUUGGUUCCUAAAGAGCUGAGUAACUGACAAACAAAACAGUUUAGUAUAUCUUGGUCACUAUAUUUGCGUUAACAUAGAAAAUAAAUGACCCGGUCCUUUUCCUUUGUAUUAACAAGCAAUGUAAAAAAAUAUAAGGAAAGAUAAUAAUGCUUAGCAGUGGGAUACUUCUAGGUAGCAUAA